This is a messenger RNA of Geodia barretti, 3015 nucleotides long. The record is from the annotation of a GenBank genome assembly. NCBI's taxonomy places the organism in Eukaryota, Metazoa, Porifera, Demospongiae, Tetractinellida, Geodiidae.
AUGUUGCUGUGGGCGGAGCAGUCUCCGGACGAACUGUGCCCCGAAGGGAACGGUCAUCCGGCGGGCAAUGAGCAUCCCUACUGCGCUGGCCCCGGAGAGUUGGUCAACGUUCUGGCCGAUGCCGUGCCCGGUUUCCGGGCGGACUCUGGCGAAGCCGUCUCCGCCACCGCGUGGCUGCCCAGCAGGGGCGGCAGCCCCCUUCCGUCCAGCGCUCUGGUGGCGGACCCGUCCAGAUCCAGGGCCAGGCCCAGGCUGAUGCCCUGGUCCGUACCGGCAUACCGAGUGUCUCCGGCGGACGCCAUCCCCAUAUUUCAGGCUGGCAAGGGGCAGGGGAUGUUGACCACCGGCGUCAGCGUCGGAGGGGACUUGGCCUAUUGGAGCCAGGCGGUGCGCUUCGGGGCGGCGCUGGUGGCUCGGCAGCAGUUUCUGCCGGGGACAAUCCACGACGCCGAUGGCGCUCGCGCCACCUGGGUGCCGCUGUUCAUCGGAGCCGACGCCGAGCGACUGGCUCGGUUGAGCCAGCGUAUGCCCGCGUCGGCCCGGGCGCUGUCGGGCUCCGGCGCGGGUCAACCGCCCGACCAGCCGGCGGCCACCGUCCUCAGGACCUUCGUCGCCGCGGUCGCGGACAGCCUGAUCAGAAGUGUCAACGGGGCACCGGAGGUGAUUGCACCCAAAGGCCGCCGCGAAAAGUUGGCUUUCGACAGCGUACACGACGCCUGGUUGAGUGGCCUGAAAUCAAUCGACGGAGCGGUUCACGGUACUCAGGAACAACUGGGGCAGUUGCGGGCCCAGGUGGCGGAAUGGCAGCGACCCAUUGCCCUGACGGCCAGCGCACCGUUUCGGGUCUGCUUCCGGCUUGAAGAACCGCCGGAGCCGCCCGGCGACGAACCCGACGUUGCGGCAACGCAGCGCGAUGGGUGGUAUCUGCGCUACCUGCUGCAAUCCCACGCAGACCGCAGCCUGCUGCUGCCCGCCAGCGCGGUCUGGAAAACCGGCGGCCAGCGGGUCCGUGAGCUGGAACGGGACGGCUUCAACCCCCGGGAGUUCCUGCUGGCGUCUCUGGGUCAGGCCAGCGGGGUCUGCGCCGGCGUGGCCGACAGCCUGCAGCGGAAAAGGCCUGCGGGCCGGAAGUUGGACGCCGCCAUGGCGUACCAGUUCCUGACCAGGGAAUCCAUUGCAUUGGAAGAGGCCGGCUACGGCAUCAUCCUGCCGGCGUGGUGGACCCGCCGUGGAACCAAGACCAGGCCAACCAUCCGGGCCAACGUGAAGACCCCGCAGAUGCAGGGCGGGGGCGGCGUGUCAUUGGCCACCAUGCUGGAAUUGGACCUUGAGGUGGCGUUGGGGGACCAGGUCAUGACCGCCCGGGAACUGGAGGCGCUGGCCCAACUGAAAACGCCGCUGGUGAGAUUGCGCGGCCAGUGGGUGGAGCUCAACGCCAACGAGAUCCGGGAGGCGCUGGAUUUCUGGAACCGGAAGGGCGAGAUCACACUGCAGGACGUCAUCCGGUUGGCGGUGGGCGCCGGGGAGACGCCGGGCGGGUUGGACGUGGACGGUGUGUCGGCCAGCGGCUGGAUUGACGACCUGCUGGGGCAGCUCACCGGACGGGCCGAGUUCCAGGAACUGGAAACUCCCGAAGGGUUCUGCGGGACGCUGCGUCCCUACCAGCAACGGGGCUAUUCCUGGCUGGCGUACCUGCGGCGCUGGGGACUGGGCGCCUGCCUGGCCGACGACAUGGGCCUGGGCAAAACGGUCCAGACCCUGGCCGCCAUCCAGCAGGACCGCCGGGAUGGCGUCGCGGGAUCGGUGCUGUUGGUCUGCCCGACCUCGGUGCUCAACAACUGGCGCAAGGAGGCCGCCCGAUUCACGCCCGACCUGCCGCUGAUGGUGCAUCACGGUCCGAGCCGCCGGCGGGACGCCGAAUUCGUUGCGGAGGCCCGUCAACACGCCAUCGUCGUGGCCAGCUACGGGGCCCAGAACAUCAAGAACCCGGCCACCCGGCAGGCCCGAGCCGCCCGGUCGCUGGGCGCCGACUACCGGGUAGCCUUGACCGGCACACCCGUAGAGAACCACGUGGGCGACCUGUGGUCGGUGAUGCAGUUCCUGAACCCGGGCCUGCUGGGAACGGAGGGCGAGUUCAAACGCAACUACUUCAUACCGAUCCAGGCCGAAGGGGACGAGGGCGCGGCCCAGCGGCUGCAGCGGGCCACCGGUCCGUUCAUCCUGCGGCGGCUCAAAACCGACCGGGCCAUCAUCACCGACCUGCCCGAGAAGGUGGAGACCAAGGAGUUCUGUCCCCUGACCCGAGAGCAGGCCACUCUGUACGAGGCGGUGCUGCAGGAAGCCGAGCAGGCUUUGGCAGAGGCCGAAGGCAUCGGGCGCCGGGGCGCGAUAUUGGGCACUCUGACCAAGUUGAAGCAGGUUUGCAACCACCCUAGGCAGCUGCUGGGGGACAACUCCGCCAUCGGGGGACGCUCGGGCAAACUGGCCCGGCUGCAGGAUAUGCUGGAGGAAAUCAUCGCGGUGGGCGACCGCGCCCUGAUAUUCAGCCAGUUUGCCGAGAUGGGCGACAUCCUGCAGCGGCACAUCCAGGACACCUUCGGCAAAGAGGCGAUGUUCCUGCACGGCGGGGUCUCCAGGCGUCAGCGGGACCGGAUGGUGGAGCGGUUCCAGGACACCAGGAACGGGCCGCCGGUGUUCAUCCUGUCGCUGCGGGCCGGCGGCACCGGGCUGAACCUGACGGCGGCCAACCACGUCUUUCACUACGACCGCUGGUGGAACCCCGCCGUGGAGAAUCAGGCAACGGACCGCGCCUUUCGCAUCGGCCAGACCAGCAACGUUCAGGUGCACAAGUUCAUGUGCGCCGGCACCCUGGAGGAGCGGAUUGACCUGAUGAUUGAAGCCAAGCAGGCCAACGCCGAACGGGUGGUAGGGACCGGCGAAGGCUGGCUGACCAAGCUGUCCAACGACGAGUUGCGAGACGUCCUGAGCCUGAGCUCGGAAGCGGCCGUCGCCUGA